Messenger RNA from Cloeon dipterum, 2617 nucleotides. RefSeq names its product Rho GTPase-activating protein conundrum (gene conu). Gene Ontology annotation, molecular function: GTPase activator activity. The transcript is spliced from 14 exons. Bases 292 to 2535 code for a protein of 747 amino acids. The record is from RefSeq and is a predicted model, not a curated record. Gene Ontology annotation, biological process: regulation of small GTPase mediated signal transduction; signal transduction; regulation of actin filament polymerization. Lineage: Eukaryota; Metazoa; Arthropoda; Insecta; Ephemeroptera; Baetidae. Gene Ontology annotation, cellular component: cytoplasm.
UUGUUUUAUUUUGAGUCUGAAGUAGCUGAGGUCUUGAAAGGCGAUUGUGUUGAUUAUGACCUCGGCCUAUCGAAAAUCGCCUUUUCCUUGAUUUUAACCGCCCCGUUGGCCGAAUUUUCGGCCCUGCGCACGCGAACCUCGGCCGAAAGUCGGCGUUUCCAUUCACCGAGUCGCCGAAUUCACCGGCAGGAGCAACAGGCAUCUCGUCGGUCGGCUUCAUUAGGAAAAAACGCAUGCCACCUGAAAACGAUAUGAGAGUGACCUCGACGUCGUAGAUAAGACCGCAGAAGGAUGGACGACCUCGGCGACUACUGGACCGAGUACGCCCUCCGACCGCCAGACCCUCUCCACGAGCCGCUCAGCCUGCAGGACAGCUCGCAGUCGUGGGAGGACGGUGAGGAGGAGGCGCAAUGGCUGCUGGAAGCCGGUCUGGCGCAUUUGACAAGCCCGUGGAAGGCGGGUCGCGAGCUGUGGGGCCCGGAGUUGACGGAGGCGAUCAGCAGCCUGCCGUCGCACCAGGCGGAGGCGGUGAGGCGGCGCGUGGACAGCCUCAAUCGCACGAUCGCGCGGCGCCGCUCGCGGCCUGGCAGGUCGGCUCGCAACACGCCGCACAUCAAGGACGUGUUCGCGUCGCCGCCCGCGCAGCAGCUGCACCACCGGCCCGAUCAGCAGCAGCACAUGUCCCUGCCGGUGACGAUGGCCGUCAGGCCGCCGGCACGCAGGGUCGUCUCGGCUUCCACGCCCACUGACUUCACCGACUCGACGGCCAGGUUCGACCUGUUUGGCGGAAUGCAAACCAGAGAGGUCGCUGGGGACUCAGAUGGUGUUUUGAUGCUUGGUUACCACCGCAUUGGGACGAUCAGCACUCCUCGCUCGAGGGAAAAAAGAAGCGGCAGUGACCCGACCUCAGAAUGUGGAAGCUUGAGGGUGAAAAGCCCCGAUUUGGUAGAGUGCGUGUCGAUGAUCAACCAAGAGAAAAUCCCGAACCCCGCCUUGAUAAUCCCGAUCAGGAGAGCGUCUUCGCAGGGCCACCUGGCCUCGGAGGAGGCCAAACUUGCCGUUGAAGCAGAGUGGCUGAAAUGGUCAGCCAGGAUCACCAGUCCGGAGGAGGAGCGGGGCUUCGACGAGCGCUUCGGCCGCACCAACUUCGACAGCCUCGGCGAGGAGGACAAAAAGAGAUUGCGGCCGAUCCUGAUACUCGAGGUGACCCCUCUGCUCGAUCUCUGUGGCGCCCCCGGAUUAAAGAUGAAGCCUAACAAGAAGAAACGCAGAGACGAGCCGAACAGCACUGGUGUGUUUGGUGUUCCUUUGGCGACCCUAUUGGAGAGAGAUAGCCGACUGCCUGGUUGUGAAGACUUAAAAAUUCCUUACAUUAUUCAAAAGCUCCUCCAACUGCUGGAGAGAGAAUCUUGCCUUCGUGAGGAGGGACUGUUGCGUGUGGCCGGGAGCCGAGCGAGGAUGGACGCGGCCGCUGCUGCCCUGCAGUCGGACUUUUACGGCCCGUACCGGGAGGAGAAAGCGAUCAGGGCCCUCGACGCUCUCAGCCCGCACGACCUGGGUUCCUUGCUGAAAAAGCUUCUACGUGAGCUGCCGCAGCCCCUGCUGACUGCCCAGCUGCUUGAUUCGUUCUACCACUGCCAUGCGCUGACGAUUCAAAAUGACAAGGAAAAGGCGCUGCGACUGCUGUGCCUGCUGCUGCCGCCGGUUGAACGGCAUGUCCUGCAAGCCUUGUUCGACUUCCUGGGGCAGGUGGCGGACAGGAGGGACUACAACAAGAUGACCCUCAACAAUGUAGCCAUGAUCUUUGCCCCGAAUUUGUUCCCUCCGACGUGGCUGCAGAAGUUCGCCACGGCCGGCGACCAAGAAGGUCACCUUAACCAACAGGUGCAAGUGGCAGCUGAUAGCUGUCGGCUGGUGGAACUGAUGGUGCAAAUAAGAGACGUGCUUUGGAGUGUGCCUCCGUCCUUGGUGCGCCAGCUGAGGCAACAGCACGAGAACGAAAGAUACUUGGCAGCUUACCACAACUCGAAGGAAAACAACAAACCUAUGAAAAAGUUACUCAGUCGGAAACCAUUGCUCAAAGAGUCAAUAGUGCGUGUUGUUGAAAACGAAGUCGACUUCCAAGAGGGCGUGCUCAGGGUCAAUGCGCCCCAGUUUCACCUCAAGGACUUCCCAAUUCAACUGAAUGAAUCUACCACCGCUGGAGACAUCAUUUUAGAACUUGUUGAACAAGCCAACGCACAGCCUGACGCCCCAGGCAGCUCGACAAAUCAACACCUAAAACUGCGGCGGCAAGACGCGAGGAACAGGGCUCUGUGUGAAUUGGCCCCCAACGGCAACCUGAGCUGCUUGCUUGCGUCGGCCGACGCCAACACGGCCCUGCUGACGCACUUCCUCUACGAAAGGGGAGGAAAUAUUGGCCAAAGACAAAUCCCCCAAACGGCCAAGAUGUUGUGCGUUUAUAAAGAAAACCCCAACGCCCAGUGGAUUGUGGUUUGCCAUCAUAGGAAUGGGAUACCCUCACUGGAAUCAUAGUUACUUUUACCACCGGUUACAAAUGCAGCUAGAAUUACGUCGCAAAGUUCAUUUAAUAAACAGACUAUAUUUUACAAUAUUA